Messenger RNA from Mycena citricolor, 859 nucleotides. The record is from the annotation of a GenBank genome assembly. NCBI's taxonomy places the organism in Eukaryota, Fungi, Basidiomycota, Agaricomycetes, Agaricales, Mycenaceae.
CCGCCAGCAAGAGCAUACAGUCGAGUCAAUUAAGGACGCUAUCUUGGACCUACGGCAGUUAUAUCCAAAGGCUGGUGGUCGGGACAUGAAGCAUCUGCUCUUCUUCGAGACGCAAGGCAUGAAAGUUCCACGGUCUCUGAUCAUGGAUUUCUUUGCCCUUCAUGAGCCUGAUCUUGUUCGUGAGCGGCGAAAGAACUGUCUGCGUCGCAAGAAAUUUUGGGCAGCUGGUGUAAACGAUAUCUGGGCAGUGGAUCAGCACGACAAAUGGAAGGCGAAAUUUGGGCUUGCCUUGCACACAGGUAUCGACCCCUUCAUUGGGUAUAAUCACUGGAUUCGCAUCUGGUGGAACAACAACAAUCCACGUCUGAUACUCAGCUACUAUCUUGAUGUGGUCGCAGAACUCAGAUUCAUGCCUCUUGUGACGCAAAGCGAUCCCGGAACUGAGAACACCGGGAUGGCGAACGCGCACACCAUGCUCCGCCACCUUCAUGAUCCGAGUCUGUCAGGGACCAGUCAGCAUCGUUGGAUGCGAACGAAGAAAAAUGUUAUGCCCGAAAUUUCGUGGAGCCAACUUCGCCGCCGCUGGACUCCUGGCUUCGAGGAUUUACUGGAUGUUGGUGUCAAUGAAGGAUGGUAUGAUCCUAAGAUCCUGCUAGAGGCACUCGUAUUUCGAUGGGUUUUCAUUCCAUGGUUGCAGAGUGAGCUAGACGCAUAUCGUCACCGAAUAAACAACUCAGGAAAGCGUCUCGAUCGCAACAAAAUCCUACCUCAUGGAGUUCCCACACAUAUGCUGGCACAUCCCGAAGAAUAUGCCGCGCUGGAUUUCAAGGUCCAGGUGAAUCCAGAGCAUCUCAGAGCC